UUGACUGACGAAGCGUUCUUCAGAGGAAUGCACUUGGGUGAGGUAGCACCACGCAUUCCGAUGACUCCUACAUUUUUCCUGGCGCCAUGGCUCGCUCCCCUGGUCUUGCUGUGGGCAUGCUUGUAACGGUUUCAUGUCUUCUCGUUCAAAGUAUCCCCUUCGGGGCAAAGAAUGUCGACGAUGAAGCCUCAGCUACGAAAAUAUCGGAGUCUGUCCGACACCACGUGCUCCAGGUGAAACAGCAGAGAUUAUCUAGAUCACCGACAGACGUGCAUUCAGCCUCGACCCCACCCGCUUCAUCGCCCUCUCUCUUGCAGCCAACCACCCCUGAGGACGUUGCGUCUCACGUGAAAACCAACGAGGCAAACGGGAAACAAGCCUCUACUCAUGUAUGCACACUUGACGGCACGACGGGUUUCCAGUGCCACAACAGCAGCGUCUGUCUGCUUCUGGAACGAGUCUGCGACGGCACUCCAGACUGCGCAGGUGCGGAGGACGAGGCCCCCGAACGCUGCCUAUGUGACGGCAUGUUCUGCAACAUCACCAACCAGUGUGUACCAAGCCUGUACAUAUGCAACGGGGAUCCUCGCGACUGUGACGGUCAGGAUGAGCAGGGAUGUCCGGAGGUCCGCCAGGGUUACUGCCUCACCGACGAGUUCCGCUGUCCGACUGGCCAGUGCAUCCCAGACUACUGGCACUGCGACGGGCACAGCGACUGCCCGGGCGGCAGCGACGAGUCGCGGUGCGCCUCGAAGACGUGCACAGUGGGCUACUUCAGAUGCGACUCUGGGGCGUGUGUCAAGCAGUCUUGGGUGUGCGACGGGCAGGAAGAUUGUUUGGACGGGUCGGACGAGAGGGCUCCGCUGUGCCUUCCGCAGUGCGGUCUGACGGAGUACACCUGCCAGGACAAGCUGUGCAUUGCCCGGAGUGCGGUAUGCGAUGGGAAGUACGACUGCAGCGAGGGGGAGGAUGAAGGUGCGCAAUGCAGAUGCAGUCCGCAGCAGUUCGAGUGCACACCCGGGACGUGCAUAUCAAAGUCUCAGAGAUGUGACGGCCAACGAAACUGUAUCAACGGGAACGACGAACUCAACUGUAAUGUCGUCGAGACUUGUCGGUCUGGCGAGUUUAAAUGUCCCGGGCCGGUUCACAAGUGCCUCCCUUCGAGUUUUGUUUGUGAUGGCAAGUUUUCGGACUGCCCCAACGGGGAAGAUGAGGAGAAUUGUGGGUGCGGAACUGACGAAGUUGAGUGUUUAGACGGUACAACGUGCAUCAGGGAGAGCCAGGUGUGUGACAGGGUCCCAGACUGUCCAUCGGGAGAGGACGAAAAAGGCUGUGAGUGCGCACUGAUUGAGCACGAAUGCCCAGAUGGGUCUUGUGUACCAGAGUCUGCCUUGUGCAACGGCGUGGACGACUGCCCCGACGCGUCGGACGAGGAGGGCUGCAGCACCCCGCCCCCUGCCUGCGGCCCGCCUGCGAAUUUCCGGUGCCCGAACGGAGAAUGUAUCGCGAGCGGGCAGGUGUGCGACGGCAGGAAUCAUUGCAGUAGGGGCGAGGAUGAGGUUGACUGCCCAGCAUGCCUUGCAACCGAGUUUGAGUGCGAGUCAGGAGAAUGCAUCAGCCUGUCCAAGCUCUGUGACUUCACCGUGGACUGUCUCUCUGGGAGGGAUGACGAAAGGGUGGACCGAUGCGGGCCAAGUCUGUGCAACACCGAUGAACUAGGCUUCGUUUGCAGCUCCGGUAAAUGUAUUGCAAUCUCUGAGAUCUGUGACGGCACUAGUGACUGCCCAGACGCUGAAGACGAAGUGGAAUGUUUCACUCCUAGACCCACAGUGAAUGUUGGAGAAGAAAUUGACCAACUGAAGGUUGGCGUGGGACAGUUACAAGAACAAUUCGUGUUUGUAAACGAAAAAGUUGAUGAAUUUGGGAGAAACAUAGCCGCUUUUGACGACGAACUCAACGCCUUUGGGCAAGAUCUUAACUCGCUCACUAAUGAAGUCGACGAAGUAAGAGAAGAGAUGGAGAAAAUAAAGGAGCCCACUCCUAGCUCUGGAGGGCGCCCUGGAGUCGGACCUGGCGGAGGUGGAGGGGGGCGCCCCAAUGCUCGACCUGGAGGGAGACCAUCAACGAGACCCGGGAACAGACCGUCCGACGGUGUCGGACAGCCGUAUCGCCCUGGGGGUAGACCAUUCCAAGAUAACGGUCGUCCGCCGCAACAGCAGGGGGCCUCGUCGCAAGGUUCCAGUAGGUAAUCUCAGCGACCAAUGGUAGAGCAUAACUUAGGGAGCAUGAAAACCUCGGAAAAAUUAACAUAAUUUUUUUUCAUGUUCUACAGCAGGGGAAAACAAAAUUUAAAAAAUAAAAUUCAGUUAUCCUAUGUGUGAUAGAAAAGAGGUUGUAAACAGAGACACUUAUUAAUAUAUGACAAAUUGUAACAAUGAAAUUGAUUUGCUGGAUCUAUUGGCUUUUUGUGUUUCUUUUUUGUUUCACUGGACGAAAAUAUCUGUCGAAGUUACAGAUAAAAACAAUCAUUGUAAUAAGAGUUAUGUAAAUCAUUAUCUAUUAAAUGUGGCUAAGUAUUAGAAUAUACUCUUAUACACGUAGUUCCUUUUCGCUUUUAUGUUUUUAGUUUCUUUAUGCAUUUUCAGAAUAAGCAGGAUCCUUCUCAAUGGACAUUUAUUUGGAAAAACACAGUAGUCACGUGGCGCUUGUUUUCUAACAGUAACUCCCAUAUGUUAAACACAUAAUUGUGAAUUAAUCCUUUGAUAACAUUCAGCAUCUACAUGUUUGGAAAAGCACCGCUAGGCCCAUGGGAUCAACCAGAUUGCAAUUGUUAAAACACUAAUGAUGACCAAGUCUCGUAAUAACAUUGAUUGUGUUGAUGCACUUUUCCCCACUUGCCCAAAAUUACUGGAAGAAGGAAUAAAAACCCUGAAUGUCAAGAUUUAA
Messenger RNA from Acanthaster planci (crown-of-thorns starfish), 2946 nucleotides. RefSeq lists its product as uncharacterized. Gene Ontology annotation, molecular function: low-density lipoprotein particle receptor activity; protein binding. Gene Ontology annotation, cellular component: signaling receptor complex; plasma membrane. The record is from RefSeq and is a predicted model, not a curated record. Lineage: Eukaryota; Metazoa; Echinodermata; Asteroidea; Valvatida; Acanthasteridae.